Messenger RNA from Rhododendron vialii, 2331 nucleotides. Its product is annotated as LEAF RUST 10 DISEASE-RESISTANCE LOCUS RECEPTOR-LIKE PROTEIN KINASE-like 1.5. Gene Ontology annotation, molecular function: ATP binding; protein kinase activity. The record is from RefSeq and is a predicted model, not a curated record. Lineage: Eukaryota; Viridiplantae; Streptophyta; Magnoliopsida; Ericales; Ericaceae. The transcript has a single exon. Gene Ontology annotation, biological process: protein phosphorylation. The coding region runs from base 130 to 2061 and encodes 643 amino acids.
CUUUGUUUCCCACCUCCCUUAUCUUCACUUCACGUGACCACUCUUUCUCUCUCUCUCUCUCCUCAAACUAGAUCCAGAUUCAGAUCUCCACCCACUCAUUGAUGACCAAACCACACUCUUCUACCCACCAUGCCUCCCUCUCCGCUAACCCCACCGCCACCACCACAUUCCGCCGCCGUGCUCGUCCUAACCCUCCUCCUCACUCUCUCCUCCUCCGCCGUCCCAACAGCCUCUAACCCCUGCUCAAACCUCCAAUCCACCACCACCACCACCCCAUGUCCACCCUUCACCACCUCCACCCCCUCCUUCCCCUUCUCCGCCACCCCCGGCUGCGGCCACCCCUCCUUCCAAAUCCAUUGCUCCUCUCCUCACUCCACCCUCACCAUCAACAACCUCUCCUUCUCUCUCCUCAAACCUGACUCCAACUCCUCCUCCCUCCUCCUCUCUCCUCUCCCCUCCAACACCUCAUCGUCACCUAACAACAACCGUAAUUGCACUUCUUCCCAUUUUCUCUCCAUUCCAAACCAACCCAUCAACUUAUCCAGCUCCCCGUUUCGGGUCUCCCAUUGGUCUUGCUCUCGCCUCGGCGCUCUCAGAUCAUGCGCAUCUCUCAACCUCCCGAACUGCAUUCACUGCCCUUACGACUGCAAGCUCAUCGAAAACCCACUUCAAAUCGUCCCGGGAUGUGGUUCCCAACGUCGCUUGGUAUCCUCAGGAUGUCAAAACGACGUCCUGGGAUACCUUGACAAAAUACUCUCGAUGGGCGUUCUCGUUGAGUGGGAUGCUAGAAGAGAUCCUUAUUUCUCUAGCUGCGAUGCCUGCCAGGCCAGCAACGGGUCCUGCGGCUACAACUCGUCCGACCCAGAGAAACCAUUCCUGUGUUUCCAAAACCAGUUAGGCAAUCAAAAUCUGACCCCGUGGGUUCGUCUGGACGGCCCCAACCGGACUGAGAUGCUCUGCCUGAGCUUCGGGUUCUUCUGCCUGUUGUUCAUUGUCCUCGUGUUCGUUCAAUGGAGGCGGAGUAAUUCAUCGGCGACUAAAGAAGACCCGGCAAUGCUCUACCUCAGCCGCCACCGUUCUCCGUCGACCCCGCUCCCUCCUAUCUUCACCUACAAAGAGCUCGAGUCUUCGACAAACGGGUUUGACCCGAACCGCAAGAUAGGCGAUGGCGGGUUCGGGUCGGUCUACCUGGGCAAUCUCCCCGACGGCCGGAUCGUGGCCGUCAAACACCUCCACAAACCCCACCCCACCCCUGCAAAAGUCUUCUGCAACGAAAUACUAAUCCUGUCUUCAAUCAACCACCCCAACAUGGUCAAGAUCCACGGGUACUGCCCCGACCCGAGAGCCCUCCUCUUGGUCUACGACUACGUUCCGAACGGGACCUUAGCCCAACACCUUCACUGCGUUAAUAAUAAACGCAGGAGAGGGUUUUUAAGGUGGAAAACCCGGGUCGACAUUGCGCUACAGAUAGCUAGCGGGAUGGAGUACUUGCAUUUCGAUUUGGUCCCUCCGAUUGUUCACAGGGAUAUAACAUCAAGCAACAUUUUCGUGGAAAAGGAUAUGAGGGUGAAAUUGGGUGAUUUCGGGAUGUCGAGGGUGAUGAGGAAUUUCAAUGGUGGGGCGGCGGCGUUGGCGGGUGGGGCGGGCUCGGGGUGUUGUGUUUGGACGGGUCCGCAGGGAACGCCGGGGUAUUUGGACCCGGAUUAUUACAAGUCGUUCUUGCUGACGGAGAAGAGCGAUGUUUAUAGCUUUGGGGUGGUGUUGUUGGAGUUGGUGACGGGGAUGAGGGCGGUGGACGGGAGGAGAGAGAAGGGGGAGGUGGUGCUGGUGGAUUUUGUGGUGGAGAAGAUUCAGAUGCGGUUGUUGGAGCACGUGGUGGAUGAGGGGUUGGUGGAGGAAUGCAGUGGGGGAGGAGAGGGGGUGAUGGGAGGGGUGGAGGCGGUGGCGGAGCUCGCGUUUCGAUGUGUGGCGACAGACAAGGACGACCGGCCAGAUGCGAGGGAGGUCGUGGCGGAGUUAAGGAGGAUUCGCGGCAGCGGCGGUGCCAGCUUAGUCACGUAAUUCUUACUCUCGUGUUCGCACACGCACACACGACAUUACGUAACUCGAGUGGUGGCGGUGGUUGGGGGGGGGGCGGUGUUUCCCGGGCUUCUUCGAAUUCGUCUAACGUUUGUGGGUCCCUGCUAAGACGGAUUGGUGGUCUUUUUCGUGUAUACCUUAUGUGUUGACUUUUUGACUAACACCUGUCAGAUGAUGAGUUGUUGAUGUCCAAACAGCAUUGACCAUGUGAAUAGAUCUGAUCUGAUUUAAGUAGUUGAUGAUUUGUUUUUA